Molecule: messenger RNA, 873 nt
Organism: Rotaria sp. Silwood1
Lineage: Eukaryota; Metazoa; Rotifera; Eurotatoria; Philodinida; Philodinidae
Source: the annotation of a GenBank genome assembly
AUGGUAUGUUAUAUUUGUUUACAACAUAAUGAUCAUAAUGUUGUAUCAAGUUCAUUGGAAACACAUGAAAUUAUACUUAAAUAUUCAAAUUUAUUUGAUUUUGAUCAAUUAUUAAUUUCAACUCAAAUUGGAUCUAUAGAAGAAAUUCAUGUUAAUAUUACAUAUCUUUUAUCUUUAUGUGAACAUGGUGAUCUACAUUUACGUGGUGCAUGUGCAAGUUUACUUGCUACAUUAAUUCAAACAACAAUUCAUCUUUUAUUAAACAAUGUUCACUUGUAUCAACUGAUUCACAAGACAGUUCAAGGAAUUAAAUUAUUAGAAGAUUCUAUUCAACAUACUACAAGUUCCUGUAUUCUUGCUAAAGUUAGUCUAGCUCAACUUAUGGAUGAUAUUGAUUUUCGAAUAUUAACUUAUCUUGAACAACAAUUAAAACAACAGUACCCUGAUAUACGUGCUGCUAUACUCGAUUUACAUGUUCAAUUACUUUUAAUUCGUCAUUUUAUUUAUUGUAUUGCUGAAUUUCUUGUUAUGUUAUCACAUGAUACACUUCAUUCAAAACAAGUUAUUAAAAUACAAGAUUUAAUAAAACAUUAUGAUUCAUUAUUAGCAAGUGGACAUGAACCUGAAACACAUGCUUUGACAGCAUUAGAACCAGUUUUAUAUGAUUUUUUUUCUUUUAUUGUUAAUAGUGUUCAAAUUGAAGAUGAUAAAUGGGAACGUCUUUCACGACAAAUUGUCGAUUUACUUCUUGCUCAUUUACAAUCUCAGAAUGAUGUUUUAUCAUCAGUUAAUGAAACACGAGAUGAAACUUUUAGUGCAACUCUUCUUCGUGUUUUACAUGACGUAAUAUUACGAAUUUUAACUAAUACUUGA